Peronospora belbahrii is the source of this 912-nucleotide messenger RNA. NCBI's taxonomy places the organism in Eukaryota, Oomycota, Peronosporomycetes, Peronosporales, Peronosporaceae. The record is from the annotation of a GenBank genome assembly.
AUGGCAGCGCGAGCAAAUUACCGGGCAUCCAUUCAAUUCCCUAAUGCACACAGUGACGGUAUCUGGAGCACAUUCUGGACGUCUAAUGACAAGAUUUUGACUGGAUCGGUAGACGAAGUCGCCAAGGCCUGGGAUGUAACGAAGGAUGCCGUGUCCAUUUCGCAGCAGUAUCCGGGCCAUGUUCUGGGUACGAUCUCCAUCGUCGGUAACAAAGCGGGUACACACGCCGUCACAAGCUCUCUCGACUGUCAGAUUCGUGUGCUCAACCUUUCGUCGGGUACAGUGGAAAAGACCAUUGAUGCCGGUCCUGGUGAGCUCUGGCAACUUGCCUAUAGCCCCGACGAGACCAAGCUCGUAUCGGGCAGUCAGCAGGGCAAAAUCAACUUCUUUGACAUGGAGACGGAGAAAAUCGUGCAGGAAAUACCAACACAAGCCAAGUUUGUGCUGAGUGUUGCUUACUCUCCAAACGGGAAACACGUUGCGUGUGGUAGUUUUGAUGGUUACGUUGGCGUGUAUGAUGUAGAAACUAGAGCCCUGGUCCACAAAUACGAAGAUCGUACAAAGCCGGUGCGCUCGGUCGCGUACUCACCGGAUGGGAAGCUGUUUGCAGCCUCGGAUGAUAUGCACGUCAAUGUUUACGAUGUUGCGUAUGAAAACGCUGUUGCCGCUCUUUCUGGUCACGUCUCGUGGGUAUUAAAAGUAGCGUGCUCGCCUAAUGGUACGCAAUUUGCUACGGGCGGUGCAGACCGGCGUGUAAAGAUUUGGGACAUAGGUACGAGGCGCUGCUUGACCACUUUUGACACGCAUACCGAUCAGGUGUGGAGCGUUGCGUACAACUCGUCAGGAUCGCGAUUAGUCUCGGGUGGUGAUGAUGCGUUGUUGCAAGUGUACGAGACUGCCAUACUAGCUUAA